Ceutorhynchus assimilis (cabbage seed weevil) is the source of this 522-nucleotide messenger RNA. Lineage: Eukaryota; Metazoa; Arthropoda; Insecta; Coleoptera; Curculionidae. The record is from the annotation of a GenBank genome assembly.
AUGAUUCACGUACAACACAAUAGCAAAGUUUAUAUUCAAACAGGGGUUUGGAAUAAGCAACAAAUAAUUGACGUAUCGGCGUUGCAUGAAAAGUUAGGCGAGAUAAUGUGUCAAUCUCUGCCAGGAUUUCAUGCUCUAACUGGCUGCGAUUUCAAUCCCGCAUUAUUUCAAGAAAAAAAAAUACAGAAUUUUGACUCAUCCACUUUACCUCCUAGCCAGGCUGAAUUAACGCAGCAUUUAUUGAGGACCAAAUAUAUUGCUACAAUAUGGAAAAAUGCUCAUAAGAAAAUUCCAUCACAUUUACUACCAGAAAAUUGCGGAUGGAUAUUAGUAGAGGAAAAUUAUCAAUUUAAAUGGUUCGACGGACCACAGCUGCCUAGUACAAUACAAGAUAUUAUUGAUACUGGAACAAACGAAGGGGAUGAAGGCCUUAAUGCAGAAAGCGAAUCAAAUGAAGAAGAAUAUGGCGAUAGCGAAGGAGAUAUCACGUCCGAAUCGGAUUCCGAUUGCGAAUGUGACUAA